Molecule: messenger RNA, 2705 nt
Organism: Daldinia caldariorum
Lineage: Eukaryota; Fungi; Ascomycota; Sordariomycetes; Xylariales; Hypoxylaceae
Exons: 1
Coding region: 103-2337 (744 amino acids)
Source: RefSeq, a predicted model, not a curated record
UCCUCUAAAACAUCCAAGUUCUUCAUUCAUGACCAAGAUGCGCACGCGUGGAAAUUACCUGCCAUAACAUAAAUCGGCUCACUCUAGACUCACCUCAUUCAAAUGGAAAAGUUCAACUCAGGGGUAGGAGAUAGGGAAUUGAAAGUUCCAAUAAUAUCCCGCUCCCGAUCGACUUCAAGCAUGUUCCAGGCUGUUAGUAGCUCUCCAAGGAAUGAGCCGAAGGCAAAGAAGCAGGGACAGCAUCUGUCAUAUAUUCCCAGCUGUCUACACGCGGGGGAAACGACGCAACAUGGCCAAUUUUCCAGGUUCAGAUCUCAAUCCUCACCCAGCGCACCUCUACUGCAUUCAUCAACCUGCCAACAACCCGAGCAGUCAGAUAUAGGCUCAUCAAAUCGAGUCAGAGCACGUCCGCUUACGAUGGGCGACGAGGUCUUACCAGGCGCAAAGCGACAUCUGGAGAUCAAUACGAGGGUUCUUGCACAAUCAGGUCCAGCAGCGCCCCGAGAUCGGUUGCUUCCAGAAUCACCGGGAUUUCCCAAAAUGCUAGCAGCCAUGACGUUUCCCGUUCCGCCCACAACCUCAAGGCCAUCUACGGCAGGUGCAUGUGUUAGCUCUACAACGCGCUAUCAGUCGAGCAUUACCUCCUUUCCACAAGUACGGCCUCGUUCGUCAAGUAAGCGCGCAACUAGCUCCAAAGGGAAACCUGCAGCUUCACUAGAUGAGUUAAUAGCGCAGCAAACUUCGCUCCAUCGACAGUGUGAACCUGGUGAAACUUCUCAUACCCCUUCUACACCGGAAAAACUAGUUAUAAAUACCUCCAUGACUAGAAACUCGAGGUCAGCGACCGUGGGCGAGACGGGUAGUUCACUAGCAAUGGGUAGCCUCAGACCAAGGGCUUCCUCAGCUGCAUCUUCUACGUUGAUUUCUGAUGAUCCGCGGAGUUUCACCGAAAAUGAUAACGGGAGACAAUCCUUUCCCUUCCCAGACGAUGCCAAGCUUGCGCCGAGUUCGGUGCGGGAUUUGGUUAGUAUGGACGAGCCAUACAAUAUCCCGAUAGGAAUUGCCAUCAGUAGCUCUAGAGAUAUUGCAUCUGAUAUGAAUAAGUCAUUCGCUGGUCAGGAAGGAGAAAGUCUCCAACAAGAUACUCAUGCUGUUCCAACCAUCAGUCUUACUCUGCCAUCGCCGUAUGAAGAGAAGGAUUAUCACAAACGAGCUCUAGAACAAAAAGCUGUCCAGCAAGGUUCAGAUAAUAAUACUCUACCAAACAAGCCAACGCCGACGCCUAACAACCAUGUUGCACUAGAUUUUGAUCCAACUAUUGUGCCACCUAUCCCCAGCACCGAUGAUUCAAAGGAUUCUCCUAUCCUCGGUCGGUUCGUUAGCAGUUCCCCUACGACGCGGCGAGUACGCUCAAGGUCGUCAUCCCGGACACGUGGCGGACAAGUAGUCUGUACGAAGAGUGGGUUAGCCCAAACUACCCAGAUAGGGUCUGUCGAAAAGAUUCAGCCUGCCUUGACAAUACUUCCAGGAAAUAGCUGGAAAUUUUCGCAAGUUAUGACGACCGAGAUAAUCCCGGAAAAGCAGGCCGACGAGCUCAUUACGGCGGCGACUUUGAAUUCUAUUGCCAUGACGCCAGUCAUGGUCGUAGCUAACUUAACUCCCCGGCCGGAACCAAGAGUACCAGCCCCAUGUCCAAGUCCAAGUUCUAGCCUUCCGCCUUUACGGCCCCAUCUCAAUAAAAUAAAGAGCAUGUCACAACAACGCCAAAAGCCUGUGCCAAUAAAAGUACACAAUAAUGCCAUAGCCAGCCAUGGAGACCACACAAGAUUGUUUACAGAUAAAUUAAACCGGCAUACUCUAGCAGGGGUACCGACACCACCGACAUCACCCAGUAGUGCUUCGCCAAAACGAAAUAGCCAUCCGAUGGAAAUCAUACGACGAAGCCAGCUACGUACAGCUGGAAAGCCGUAUCGUAGAUCAGAACAAACUAUGCAUCAGCCCAACCAAGAGAAGCCAAACGAGGAAGUAUGGAGAAUCACAACAGCAAAAGUACGUUUAGAGAAGGCAAAGCUAGCUAGAGAAGAGGAAAUAUCCAGGCUUGUCGAAAGGAUGCUCGGUGUUGCAAAGGCAAAAGAUAGGAAUGAUGAAGAGCUAUCCGACAUGCAAGGUGGACAUGCAGAAGAGCAGAUUGAAAAACGCUUGCAACGUCUUGAGGAGGAUGGAGACGCAUGUCUUCAAGAUGUAAAAUCAGUGUUACAAAACAUGUCUAGAACACUGGAAGAAUUACGAAAAGAAAGUGGUAGCAAGAAGUUGAUAGUGAAUGAGUUCCGUAUGUAAAAUAUAAUACAUAUACAUGAGGCCACCCUUCGGUGAGCACAAGAGCCCGAAUACAGCUCCUCGAGCCACGAUACAUGCACCGAACGGUCCUCUAACGCCUAUAACGCCCUAGCUUAUAGCUCUCUUAUCCAUAAUACAUAUAGCGAACGGCCGUUAGACUGUGGUUCCCCGUAGCUAUUGCAGUAGCUAGGUACUGUAGAAAGGCGGCUUUCGAUAAUUCAGACGAGCUGGCUUGACACAAUAUCCCGAAUAAGUUCGGGUAAACUAAUGUUAUUUUUUGACAAAAUGCUGCUUUCGAGGGACUCGUACCAACCAAUACAUUCCAAACGUAGCUAGUAUGUUAAAUAUGACAUACACCACCAUGAAUC